CUUGCAGCCAAGACGAACGGCGAGGGAUUGUCACAACAGCACUCACCCUCAAGCGAUCACAUUCUUCAAUUCGAACAGCUGACUGACGAGACGGUCUGAAGAAGGAGACAUGUCGUACAUCCCUGAAAAAAGUGUCGGGGCGGGCCAGGCAGCGCCCCCGCCCUACGCGCCCGUGAACUACGGCUUCAACCACAGCCCCUACGCCCCUCAGCCAGCCCCCUCGCCCCUUAUGGUAGUGCCUCCUCCACCAGCUGCUCCUCAGCCGGCGGUGGUGAUGGUGGGCUCUGCCUCUCUCCCGCCCGGCGUCUGCACCGUCUGCAGGGUUGGCAGGAUCAGAGACACCGCCUCGUGCUGCACUUGGCUCUGGUGCUGCUUACUGCUUCCGUUUGGACUGAUCCCCGGCAUCAUCGCCUUCUGCUGCUGCUGCCGCCAUCCCAAGUGCAGCCACUGCGGCUACACCAUUGACUAGUUGCUGUUGGUGCUGGGGCGCGGGGCUCCGGCCGUGCUGGGCGCCUGCCUCGCCUCCGGACUGCCUGGGGGGGGCUCGGUGGCGGUCCACGCUGGCUGCAGGACCACGUGAUCAAGAUUAAUAUACUCCAGUAAUAAUUCUGAGAAAGUGUGUCUGGCAUAUAAAGCUUGAAAGUGUGGACAUUUGUUGACAUGUAUCACUUUAUUUCACAUAAUGCAAUGAUUCCUUCACUUGUGUUUCUUUUGAUAGUGAAAAACAAUGUUUACCUUCUAUACAUCACUUUAGUUUCAUAUGAUUAAAACAUGAAUUAUUUUCAUAAAUAUGAAGUUUUGGCAGCUAGUUACUGUGAUUUCGUGUGCUCGAUCAUUGUGUUAUAAUGUGGUAAUUCUGAUUAUGAAGAUAAAAUGUACUCUGCCAUAAGCCCUUGGUGGAAAUAUAUUUGUGGAAUUUUUCGGUAUAAAUAUAUGUAAGGAUGCAGAAAGAGAAUGAAA
Messenger RNA from Penaeus vannamei (Pacific white shrimp), 960 nucleotides. RefSeq lists its product as uncharacterized. The record is from RefSeq and is a predicted model, not a curated record. Lineage: Eukaryota; Metazoa; Arthropoda; Malacostraca; Decapoda; Penaeidae.